Messenger RNA from Pseudocercospora fijiensis CIRAD86, 795 nucleotides. RefSeq lists its product as uncharacterized. The record is from RefSeq and is a predicted model, not a curated record. The transcript is spliced from 7 exons. The coding region runs from base 1 to 795 and encodes 264 amino acids. Lineage: Eukaryota; Fungi; Ascomycota; Dothideomycetes; Mycosphaerellales; Mycosphaerellaceae.
AUGGCUAGUGCACAUCCAACAGAGAUUGCCAAGCAGGCUGUAAAUCGGCGGCCCAAACUAAUCAAGCCGCCAACGUUAUUGGUACAUGUACUGGCGGCAAGUGUGCUUGCUCGUGCCUACUCGACCUCGUGCGUCGGCUGGCUGGCUCGGCUAACGUCUGCGUCGAAUACUUCAAAAAAUAUCCUAAAGCUACGGUAUCAAAAGGUUGUCAGAGCGGUGGAAAUUGUGCUUGUAGCGUCAUUGUCCAUAAGGAUCAAGAUGAGGAGAGUAGGGGUUGGUAGGAGACCAGAAAAAGGGGAUGAGCUGCGAACCGUGAACCUGCUGGUUGUUUUCACGUUUGUUUCUCUCUUGAUCCAUCAAGCACAUCAAGCAUGGCCAUAUCAACCCCCAAUGGAGAAGCGCCCUACAAUGAUGCACACAAGCCCUAUGGCCGCGCUCCUUUGCAUGAGACGGCGCCCGAGUUUGACCAGCCUUCGCGAGAAGCAUUGUUCAACAAAAGCACCGCGAGCGAUCCAGAAGCUCGGCCUUGACAGCUUCCGCAUGUCUGGCUCCUCGUGGUGCACUCUGGGAAGUACGCUGCACGGCCAGACCACUCGUCGGGAUCAUUCACUUCUGCUUGGUUGCUAUAAGCCGGACACUAGUGGCAGGCUGCAUCCCGGAAUUCCAACCACGUCUGACUAUACUAUGAUCUCAGCGAGCAAGCGCAGCAAAGAAAGAUUGAUCACACACGCAAACCUUUGCGAUUGCUACACGCAUUCACCACAGACAUUCUGGCCUUCGCUGACCUCCUUCUAA